Fibroporia radiculosa is the source of this 630-nucleotide messenger RNA. RefSeq lists its product as uncharacterized. NCBI's taxonomy places the organism in Eukaryota, Fungi, Basidiomycota, Agaricomycetes, Polyporales, Fibroporiaceae. Gene Ontology annotation, molecular function: monooxygenase activity; iron ion binding; heme binding. The record is from RefSeq and is a predicted model, not a curated record. The coding region runs from base 1 to 630 and encodes 209 amino acids. The transcript has 3 exons.
AUGAACUCUAUCUCGCAGACUCUCACGAUGGUGUUCUACUAUCUGGCAGCGUAUCCUCAAUACGCUGCUGUCUUGCGAGACGAAAUCGAGAGCACCGUCAAAGAGCACGGAUGGACCAAAACAGGCCUGGAUGCGAUGAGCAAACUCGAUAGUUUUGUGCGAGAAGUUAUGCGAGUUUCAGGUAUAUUCACGGGUGGCCUAUCGAGGAUAGCGAUGAAGGAUUACGUUUUCUCGAAUGGCACGUUUAUUCCUGCAGGAACACGAGUCGUGGCACCGACCGGAGCAAUUUACGCCGACGAUUCUGUCUAUCCAAAUGCAAAAGAAUUCUUCCCGUGGCGUUUUUACGACUUGCGGAAUCAAGCCGGUGAGAACGUUCAAGUGGUGAGCACAAGCACCAAUUUCCUGAGCUUUGGCCAUGGGCGAUAUGCAUGCCCAGGAAGAUUCUUUGCGUCGAUGGAGAUGAAGACAAUACUUGCACAUGUGGUCGUGAAUUAUGACGUGAAGAUGGAGAAAGAAGGCGUCAUCCCCCCUUCGACUAGAAUUGGCCAUUCCUGCGUGCCUAAUACGAAAGCGAAAGUCCUGCUUCGGAAGAGGUUUCCAGAAGCCUCUGAAUCGAACGGUUUACAUUAA